AAUAGAGAAGAGAUGGCCGCUACUCUCCGAAUGGCUGCCUCGCGUGCUGCUCGGCAAGCCAUUAUCCGAGUCGCGGCUUCCCCUGCCUCUGUCAGCCCUGUGCGGUGCUUGGCGUCAGGCGGAGGGGAAUAUAACCCUUUCACACACUCCUUGGACCGGUUAAACACGAAGAAGGUGGCCCAAACUCUAGACUUGGGCGAUGGGAAGACGCAGAAGAUCUUCGAGCGCAUCAAGGUCGAAUUCCCUCCUGAGCAUUGCCCCCCCAUGAGGCUCUCCGGCCCUGUAGGCAAGAUCACUAGCAAUCUGUACUCGUACGCCUCCAUGAACGGCGUCUUGGACGCGGUGGAGAAAGACUUCCACCUGGUCGAGAAGGAUUUGAUCGGCACGAAGGAAUGGCUCAACAGCAACGGCUGGACUACGACGCAGAAGCUAGAGAUGGUGAACAAGUUCAUGAGCAAGGCGGGGAGCCUGACCCCGUUCACAAAGGAGCUUUUGCCCUACUUCGUGGAACAGAAGAUGCUCAAGCACUUGCCCGAGAUCAAAGACCUGUUUUUCAAGCUGGUCAAGGAGAAGCGCGGCGAGAUCGACGUGUUCGUUACCAGCGCCGACCCCCUUGAUGCGGCAACGCUCAAGCAGCUAGAGGGCCUUAUCAUCAAGCAGAUCGGAUCGUCGGCGGCUAGCAAAGUGAACUUCCACACGGACGUAGACAAGGACCUGGUGGCGGGGCUACGCAUCCGGUAUAAGAGCACCUUGAUCGACAACACCGUCACCCGCAAGGUGUCUGCGACCAAGGACACGUGGGCAAAGGCCUAUCAGGAGGCCAUGGCGUUGUAAGGAGGAAGCUUUUAGAGGUUCGAGGGGGAAGGUGGGGUGGGGACUUCGACUGAAUCGUGCGGGUGGAAGUGGGGCCUCGCGCGGCCCCGUGCAGGACGUAAGGCACUGGAAAGGUUAAGGUGGCAGGGUAGAAAAGUGAACGACGCGAAAGAAGAAUUUGUGAAGAAAA
Nannochloropsis gaditana CCMP526 is the source of this 1003-nucleotide messenger RNA. RefSeq names its product F-type H+-transporting ATPase oligomycin sensitivity conferral protein (gene ATPEF1O). The transcript has 2 exons. The record is from RefSeq and is a predicted model, not a curated record. Gene Ontology annotation, molecular function: proton-transporting ATP synthase activity, rotational mechanism. The coding region runs from base 13 to 834 and encodes 273 amino acids. Gene Ontology annotation, biological process: proton motive force-driven mitochondrial ATP synthesis.